AUGACAUUAAGAAAUUAUGCUGCGAUCAGUUCAAAGAUUAUUCCUGAAAAAGAAGAUAGAAGUUUCAUUGAUUUGAAUACCGAGAAACUAUGCACUCAUGUCUGUGUAAAUUAUCUUCUUGAUGGUGGUGAAGAUCCGAAAAUUUUGCCCGAUUCUGAGUAUCCACAGUGGCUUUUUGAACUGAGAUUAGAAGGAAAAAAGCAAUUGGAAGAUUUGGAUCCAGAAGUUGACGGCUGGCUUUAUUGGCGAGAAUAUCGAUUGCGCCAAUUACGUCAAAUUCGUCGCAUAGAAAAGUUAAAGCUAAAGUUUAUCAAUCUGCAAGAAUCACCAACAAUGCGGAAAAGUGGUUAUCGAGGAAAGAAAGCUUCCUUGUAUGAAAUUUGA
Brugia pahangi is the source of this 384-nucleotide messenger RNA. Lineage: Eukaryota; Metazoa; Nematoda; Chromadorea; Rhabditida; Onchocercidae. The record is from the annotation of a GenBank genome assembly.